GUCACAUAUGUCGGAUUGUGAGUUUGAAAAUCUUAAAAGUUUAUAACGAGUCGUUUUCUACCGUGUUUGAUAAAACUACACUUACUUCAAAUUGUAACCAUGGUUGUUCUCUCAAAAUAUAUUGAUCUGGCGGUGCAAAAGUACGAUGAAAGCCGAUUGUCCAAAACCUCAAUUAGCAAUGUAAUAAUCGGUGCGGCAAUAUGCGCUUACACGUUCAAGCUCACAUAUUCAUUAAUAGGUAACAAUCAUAUAAAUAUGGAGGAACAACAGCACACAUAUAAAAGGAAUAAUGCGACAUUGUAUACAGAUUUGGAUGAAGAUGUGUCAAUUACGCCGACGGAUGAUGAAGAUUCAAAAUUCGCUGAAGUAGAGAAAUUGCUCGUUGCAAAGCAGCUGAAAAGACACAAUAAUGCGCAAUUGGAGCCAGGCCUCAAUAAAGAAUUCAUUCAACAAAUAAGCAAACUUUUAAAGAUUAUGAUACCAAAAUGUGUAUGUUAUGAGACUGGCCUACUGAUUGUACACACAUUGUGUUUAAUAUCGAGAACGUUCUUAUCAAUUUAUGUAGCUGCCUUGGAAGGCGCAAUCGUCAAAUUUAUUGUACGAAAGGAUGUGAAACAAUUCGGUAUAAUUCUUCUAAAAUGGUUUGGAAUUGCGAUACCCGCUACCUUUAUUAAUUCGAUGAUACGAUUUCUGGAAAGUAAACUUUCAUUAUCAUUCAGCACAACCAUCGUUUGUGGAUGACCUUCACGGAAUUCAUCCUGUAAGAAUCGACGGUCAGCGUUUC
Molecule: messenger RNA, 784 nt
Organism: Anastrepha obliqua
Lineage: Eukaryota; Metazoa; Arthropoda; Insecta; Diptera; Tephritidae
Product: ATP-binding cassette sub-family D member 1-like
Exons: 2
Coding region: 100-741 (213 amino acids)
Biological process (GO): very long-chain fatty acid catabolic process; long-chain fatty acid import into peroxisome; fatty acid beta-oxidation
Cellular component (GO): peroxisomal membrane
Molecular function (GO): ATP binding; ABC-type transporter activity; long-chain fatty acid transmembrane transporter activity
Source: RefSeq, a predicted model, not a curated record